AUGGCUCAGAACAAUCAUAGUACUGUUCCCGAGCCUAUGGUCUCCAGCGAUGAUGAGAUGCGGGAGAGCGAAAGUUUCAAGGACAAAUCCUUGGUGGAGUUGGUAUCCAUCCUACCCAGUCGACUACAAAUGGCAAUCAUGAUCAAGAAACCGAAGGUCGAGGAAAACGCCCACUAUUAUGUUUUCUCAACGGACGAACAGCUUUUGUAUGCUAAUUUUUACCAAGAUUUUGGCCCAUUAAACUUGGCAAAGCUGUACCGCUACUGUACGUUUUUGCACAUUGAGCUGCAAAACGACGCGCGUGCUACGAAAACGUUUGUCCACUACACGCGCAAGGAGCCGAAAAAGAUUCUGAACGCUGCAUAUCUCAUCGGCAGCUACUGCAUCAUCUAUCUGCGGUUCAAUGUACAGGCGGUAAUGAAGGCACUCGGUCCGAUACUGAAACAUGCGAACGGUGUCAAAUAUUGCGAUGCAUCGAUCAACGAUUUGGCGUUUCUACCGAUAAAAGAUUGCCUGAGCGCGGUGCAGAAAGCGGUGCAACGGAAUUUUUUCAACUUUGAAGAUUUCAACCUGACCGACUACGAGUACUACGAAUGUGUGGAGAACGGUGAUUUGAACUGGAUUGUGCCGCAAAAGUUGCUGGCAUUCUGUGGACCGAAUUGCCGCACCGAGCGCACCAACGAUUCGGUCAUGCUAGGGCCGGACGUGUAUUUAGACUACUUUCAUGCACACAACAUCACCGCAGUGGUGCGUUUGAACUCUCCCAAGUACGAUGCCCAAGUAUUCAUGAAGGCGGGCAUACAGCAUUUUGAUCUGUACUUUUCUGACGGCAGUACGCCCAACGACCGGCUGACGAGUCUGUUUUUAAAGCUCUGCGAAAGUGCGCGCGGUGCGGUUGCCGUUCACUGCAAGGCUGGACUUGGCCGAACGGGAACACUGAUCGGUGCGUACUUGAUCAAGCACUAUCAGUUCACCGCAAUGGAGGCGAUUGCUUGGCUUCGCAUAUGCCGGCCCGGUUCGGUCAUCGGUCAACAGCAGGCCUGGCUGAACAGCAAGCAGAUUCAGCUGCUGCAGGAGGGAGAGCUGUAUCGCCAGCAGCGUCAACACCACACGUACAAUCCGCCCGAAAAGCAUGCUCGCGGUAUAUACAGCCUGCAUGUGGGCGGGGAAAUCGAAGAUACGCAAAGCCCCAAGCAAGCGACCGUAGAACCGGCCACCGGCCAGACAAUCGAGUCGGAAAAUGUGCAACGCAUUUCGCAGCGCGUCGACACGAUGUGUCUGAACGAUGCGGACGAGCAGGAGGGCGAUCGUUUGGAUGCUGCCUCGCAGGCAAACAACAACGUCGUGCACUGCAAGCCCAAUCGCAUCAAAAAGGUCGCCAAACUAACGUCGCGCUACAUCCGGGGAACCCGGUUGAACAGUGGUCGUACUAAUGUCACUACCACCGCAACUACUACCAUCCGGCGUGGUCGUGGAAAUGCGACCGUUCCGCCGAUGGGUGGAACGCCGCAACGUGCGGCACUACAGGAGACGCACGUUACCCGCCGGAAAACUACCAUCACCACCCGGCAGACGGUACCUGGUCGCGUAGAAACAACAUCUGCGCCAGCGACACGUAACCAGCGUAACGCUUCGGUGCAAACUGCAUCGCAAGGUGAUCAGCUGAAUUCAAUCAAAGCCGCCAGACGCCAACAUGUGCCAACCGAAUCCAUCCUAAAGAAACCAAGAAAUGAGAAAAUUGUUGCACCAUCAACAACAAUUUCCGGUCCCUUUGACCGUCACAGCACACCUGCGUCGAAUGUUGCUGAAAAGGAUAAAGGUGGCGGUACGGUGCAGACCCGGAAUGAAUCGAACCGGAACAACAAUCCAUCGGAUGGUGGUACACCGAUCAAACCGAUCAUAAAAAAGUUGGUUCUGGUUCCGGAUCAAUCGUCAAUCGAAUCCUGCCAUCCUUUGGCAACUGAUCAUCUUGGAAACAUCACACCUCCUUCAACUGGGCGCACGGCUAAAGGAGACACCACAUCACAGACCGUCGAUAAACCCAUUUCACAAUCAAUGCCCCUACCGACGCUUAGAUCUCAGCGGUUUUUUACCCAAGUCACCACAACUGUCAGCCAGGGAAAGGACAUCACGUACGAAACAUCGCUGGAGUUAAAUCGUGUGUUAAGAAUCUUUGACGGUACAUUAUCGAUGCUGCAUCCUAUGAAGCUGCUGAAGAAAGGCAAAACCCUGGAAACGUUGCUACGGUUUAACGCGUACAAUCACGAGCCCUGCGAUAUAUUCAUUUUCGACGUGAGCGUUAAUAUGGCAGACUUGUUAUAUAUUUUCAACCCGAACGUUAAUACCAAUCAGCGUCAUCAGCCGAAACGUACUGCGAAUAAUCAUUCUGGCAAACCAGCUGUAGCAGCAAUCAAUAAAAUGAAGACAGAAAUUCCUGCAAAGGUAACCUGGAAUGUGGAGGAGAAGAAGUUUACGCUGCGGGUAUCGUUCGACUUGGAGGAACUGCAUAGCCGACACCCAGUGGAUGCGUUUAUAGUUCCGUCGAACAGAAAGGGGACGACGCCUUCAGCGACGAGCGAAUAUAAGAGACAAUUCGAAGCGAUCGUGAUAGGAACGUGCGGGGAUGAGACAGGACCGUACGUUAACUUCUCGGUGAAGCUAAACCUGAAGCAGGUGUUGGACAGACCGAAGACGCAAGGAACUUAUAACACCAGGUCCGUCCCCCAACCAUGUUCCUCGAAGAGUGUUAAGCCGCUGUGUUCCUCCGCCACGGGUCCAGAGACCGAUACGGCUUACAAUAUGGUACUGCUCGAUCAUAACGGUAACGAUGCAUCACCAGCGACGCAGCACGAGAAGCAGCAAACAGUAACGCCCCGUAACGCCAAAGCCAACGCGGAAACGGAUACCGUACGACCGUACAAACGUUUGCGCGUGGAUGUGUCGCGACUGUGAAGCCGAUGCGUGGCGGGAGGACAGCAGUUUUGCGAUUACGGGGGCGCGGUAAGGUAGAAAAGAGCCUACCUCUUUCCGAUCAAGAGACUGAUACCACCGGAGCGCAAUCACGUACGAGCAGUUCCGAAAGCCACCAUCUUACGUUUUAUCGCGUUCGCGACACACACACACACCCAUAGUUUUCGUCCUUUUCAUCCAUUCAUUGCGUUAGUUUCGUUCUUCCUCACCAGCCGGACCGAAACGAAUCGGUCGGACAAACGAUAAUCGUAUCAAACGCGCUGUACAAGUAUGUGCAGAGACAACAACAAUGUCUUCCAAAUGAUGGAACAUAUUUACCUGCAAAAUGCCAUUUUUACGGCCAACGGCAUUAAACAAACACAACCACGUCAGACCAUCGGUUAGCUUGUUAUUAUAACAAAUCAAAACUAAACUUUAAGUUACAUUGCAUCCCGCCGUUAAUUUAUAUUACUGCAUUUCAAAUGCUUGAUACAAUCUUUUUUAUUAUUAUUAUUAUUAUUAUAUAGAGCUAUAUAAUUUUCAUUUGCUUAUUUGAUAAGCAGCGUAAAUGGCAUAGGUUAGCUGUAAUGAAAUAUUUGCUUUGUUACCCUUUGCCUUUAAGCGCUGCCUUGAUUUACGUUCCUGAUGGCGCCUAUUAGCAGACGGCAUCAAUUUAACAGUCGAUAAAUGUUAACAUUAACCUUAAUGAAGCAUCUCACGACGAUCUCUGUUCCUUUAUAAAUUAACAAUAAAAAAAUCUCCAAUACGAUCUGAUACGCAGAGAGAGAGACAAAACAAGCAACAAAACGGAAUUCCCUCUUGGCGUGAUACAAGCGAACACCUUUGCUGGGCCAUUUAUUUAACGUUGAGCUGUGGCUAACCGUAUUGUUGCGAGCCUGUUUCGUCCGGUUCGGUUUGUCUUGCAAAACAAAACAGCUCAUGGUCGUGCAGCAGUAUCCCCGCACAGGCGCAUUUAUUGAUCACCGGGCCGUAGAAGAUGCUACGCGCUUUGCAACAGAUAGAAACUGAUAAGUAAUGUUAAAAAAAAAAAACAAAACAGAAUGCUUUUCCUUAAGACUGACCACUUCGUUAAGGGUCGCAUGCAAUUGGAACGAAAAGCAAAAAUAAAACAGAAACACUUUCAACAAGUGACAUCUGAGCGGAUGUGUGCCAUCGUAAGAUAGAAACGCACUUUGAAACGUAUUAAUUUACACGAGACGUACCGCUAUUACCGGGAAUAUAUGUAUAUUUGAGGGUUCCGCCGGUAUGCAUUAUUAUAUAUAUUUAUAGAUAAAAAGAAACUAUGCUGAACUUUAGUCAAAGCGGUGCGAGAGAAUGGUCCCUCUAUUUUUCGUUAUGCCGUCCCCGUUCCCCUUUUUGCCAUAAACGAAGCUUCAAAAGGUGGUUCAGUUUAAUUUAAUUUAAGUCUACAAAACACGGUCGUUUACCACAAACCGGAUAAUCCGGUAAAUCUGUGCAGUAUGGCACAAUUUCCGGCAACGUGCAAUGGAAUGCAAACAAAA
Messenger RNA from Anopheles moucheti, 4472 nucleotides. RefSeq names its product dual specificity protein phosphatase CDC14A-like. Gene Ontology annotation, molecular function: protein serine/threonine phosphatase activity; protein tyrosine/serine/threonine phosphatase activity. The coding region runs from base 1 to 2952 and encodes 983 amino acids. The record is from RefSeq and is a predicted model, not a curated record. Gene Ontology annotation, cellular component: kinociliary basal body; spindle pole; nucleolus. NCBI's taxonomy places the organism in Eukaryota, Metazoa, Arthropoda, Insecta, Diptera, Culicidae. The transcript is spliced from 13 exons. Gene Ontology annotation, biological process: protein dephosphorylation; regulation of exit from mitosis; positive regulation of cytokinesis.